Messenger RNA from Entrophospora candida, 1488 nucleotides. The record is from the annotation of a GenBank genome assembly. NCBI's taxonomy places the organism in Eukaryota, Fungi, Glomeromycota, Glomeromycetes, Entrophosporales, Entrophosporaceae.
AUGCUUGCAGCAUCCAUAAAAACAUCUGAAGACAGAGCUGGACACCUCUUUGGAUUUGAUGAGGCACUUGAAACUCUAGGUGUUAAAUUUAUUAAAGGCUUUAUAAAUGGAAAUGCAAUUGAUGAAGAUAACAUGAAAUCACAAAUAAGUGCUGCACAAACCAAACAUGAGAGAAUUGGUGUUCUUUUCUCUGAAUAUUUGAAUGAUACCACAACUCCUCAUGGAACCAGAGCAAUAAAGACACACAAAGAAACUAUAUGGGAUUUAUUUAAUCAUUUAUUAGACACACUUAAUGUUGCAGAUAAUAAAGCACUUGAAUGCAAUUUAUGGAAAAUAACAAAACCUUGUGCAUUGAAUCCUAUUGGAAUGCAACAACUUUUUGAUUGCUAUACAAAUGGACAUGAAAGAAUGAAUUUUAUUUCUGAAAAGAAGACACCUACUCAAUUUUCAGAUAAUUCUUUACAAAUCCAACCAGUUCAAAUUAUUAGAUUGUUUUCUGAAUCAAGUUAUCUACAAACACAGACCCAACCUCAUCUACAUGGACCAGUAGAAAAUGAGGACUAUUCAGUAGGCAGUGAGGCCUUUUAUUUAGAUCUAGGAGAGUCGUUUAGCAGGAGAACACCUAAAUGGAUAGAAAGAUCAAAAGCAAAUGUUGAACUAAUGCAUAGUUCUGUGUGUAAAACAGCCAGAAACUCAUUUAUAUUCAUUGGAGGAACUUACAAAAAUGAUCAUAAUCCAGAGAGAGAAAAUCCACUUAUUGAAUAUAACCAUGAAUAUGAUAUAUGGCUUUUACCUUAUACUGAAGAACCUUUUGAUUGGCGAAUAAAUACUCAAUGUGUUUCGGAUAAUAAAGGAACCGCUUAUAUUUUUAGUGGAUAUACCCAAUUUAUUCCAACUAACAAUAUUAUGCACAUAUUGGAUACAGUUAAUAUGAUUUGGUCAACUGGCUCAAUAGAAAAUGCACCAUCAUAUAGACAUGGAUACACUUCUACUAUGUUAUCUAAUGGUUUAAUUGUAUAUAUUGGAGGAUGCAAUGAUUCUGAAUCAGUAUUAAAUACUGCACAUGCCUCUUGUGAAUGGUCAACACCAAAAAUUUCAAAAAAUGCUGAUACACCCCCAUUGCUUUAUGGACACAGUGCAACCUCAAUUGACAAAUAUAUGAUAGUUGCAUUUGGUUAUAUAAGUUCUAAAAUCAAAACUAAAAAAUACAAUAAACAUUUAUAUAUUUUUGACAUGGAAUCUUAUAGCUGGGUUGAUAAAUUUAUUGUGUCAGAAUCACUACCAAAACAACCAUCACAUUUUCCUAAGGGAAGAAAAUUAAGAAUCCCAGAAAUGGUUCCUUUUCCAAGUAUUGUGGCAAAACUUGAUGUUAUUGGAGUUUUAGGAUUGCAUGUGAAAUGUACUUGGAGUUAUGAGAAAAAUAAAAAUAUAUUGCUUAUGCUUCUUGAAGAAGUAUUUGUUCAUGAUCCUUUGAUAUUAGAUUUGUGA